AUGUCUCCCCGGGACGUAGACGCCGUUGACUCCGACGGCUUCGUCAUGGUGAACCCGACACAGCCAACUGCGGCUCGCCACGAGAACGGAUUUGCUAACGACGACGACUUCGUCAUGGUGGAAUACCCUAGUGACGACCCCACGCAUGACAGUGACUCCACGGUUACGCUGUCUCUUUCUGAAGCUGCCGCGCGCGAGCAAACCGAGAUCGAAGCGGGGGCGUACAAAGUCCCGUUCGGGAGUCCGCCCUACGCCUUGGUCUUGUCGCGCGUCCAGUGCACCUUCCUGGGCCAUGCCGUUAACAGCCCGCCAGCUACGGCGAACCCGAGACGUCCUCACGUGUCCCGCAGUGGACUAGACGCUGCCCGAAGGCAGCGCCCGCAGAGCGGCCGAUCAGUAUACGACCCCAUUACUAAUCUACGGAUGCGCCUGCCGAAACCCCAACCGGAGCUGGAUCCGCGGCGGACGGCGACAAACAGCAUGCUGCGACUCGCGUCCUCGAAGGCGCUCCACACGCUGCCCCUAUCGCUCAAGCGGAUGCAGCGCGUGAUGCACCUGUUCCUUCCGCCCCAAGGACCACUCCUCGAGUGCCGACCCGGUCAACAACCCGACGCCGGUCGUCUUCUACCGACCUGGACGGUGACGAACCUCCGCGAGAUCGUGGCGAUGGCGAAUGCGGCCAUCGCCUACAUCAACUGGAAAGAGGCUCGCACGACCAAGAAGGAAGGGAUGCCCGACGAGAAGGGCCUGUACCUCUUCGAGCUAGAUCUACCAGCUCGCAUGGUGCUGGAGAAGCUGAUGGUCCCUCACCCGGAACUCUACAAGUCGUGGGGCAGGGCCUGUAAGUUUGGAAUCGCGAAGCGGUCGAUACGGGUGCGGUCCAACACGCCCCUCUCCAAGAAGGACGUCGGGCGAGUCAUGCGCCGCGACCUGAUCUUCAUGGAGGCAAUUGCUGGACCGUUCACCGAUCUCGAGCUCACGGCCAUGGAGUCUAGAAACGUCUUCCACGCCGACAACUUCGACGUGAUUCGCGACGCCUUCGACAAGGUCUUCAAUGAGGCUCGUGCACACGAGUACACUCGCGUCUACGAGGAGUGCGUCGCGGAGAGAGAUCUGGCGCGUGAUCGACGCGAACAAGCGUGUCUAGCGCAACUGUCUGACGAAGAACAGUCACACGCUCGCAGAACGGCAGAGGCCGCGCAAGCACUCCACAUCGAGCAAGCGGCAAGUAGCGUCGAGAACCUCCGCCGCGAUGUCGACGAGCUGCGUCGCGAUCUCGCAGCCACGACCCCAACAACCGCCGAGAUUCAAGCAUCGAUCACGACGCUCGGUGAAGGCAUUCACGAGGACAUGCGUCGCCUGACAGCGAGCUUGAUGGCUCGCUUCCGCCGCCACCAACGAGAGGAGAGAGUGAUGUACGUCUAG
Molecule: messenger RNA, 1425 nt
Organism: Phytophthora sojae
Lineage: Eukaryota; Oomycota; Peronosporomycetes; Peronosporales; Peronosporaceae
Exons: 6
Coding region: 1-1425 (474 amino acids)
Source: RefSeq, a predicted model, not a curated record